This is a messenger RNA of Oryzias melastigma (Indian medaka), 8556 nucleotides long. It is a transcript of the gene fn1a, whose product is annotated as fibronectin 1a. The transcript has 49 exons. Gene Ontology annotation, cellular component: extracellular region. Gene Ontology annotation, molecular function: proteoglycan binding; integrin binding. The record is from RefSeq and is a predicted model, not a curated record. Gene Ontology annotation, biological process: nervous system development; cell-substrate junction assembly; heart development. Bases 213 to 7721 code for a protein of 2502 amino acids. Lineage: Eukaryota; Metazoa; Chordata; Actinopteri; Beloniformes; Adrianichthyidae.
UUACGCACUGACUCCCGGUUCCGCGGGCGGUCGCUCCCCGCCUCCAGUGACCCCUCCCUCCCCCUGAGGGUCGGGCAUGCCCAUAUAAAUCGCUCCCCGCGCAGAGGGCUGUCCCGCACACGGACGCGCUCAGAACAAAGCCGCAGCAGCCUCUCUCUCUCUCCGGACGGAACCAAAGGAACCGUUACGCACGCGGAGCCGCCUUGCUCGCCAUGGCCGCUCGCAGCAGCGCCUUCGCCGGGGUGCUGGUCGCCUUGUGUGUCGGGAGCGCAGUGAACUGCCUGCCCAAAGGGAGCCAGCGGGACCGGCGGCAGACCCUGGAGCAUCACGUCCCCUCAGUCAACCAAGAGGGCUGCACAGAGAACGGCCACUUCCACGGCAUCAACGAGCAGUGGGAGCGUCCGUUUCGGGGCAGCACCCUCAUCUGUACCUGCCACGGAGUUGCUGGGAUCAAGUGCAGCAGCAAACCUGAAGAGGAAAAGUGCUACGACAAAGAAAUCCAGCAGUACUACGCGGUGGGAGAAACCUACGAGAGACCCAAGGACGGCAUGAUCUGGGACUGCACCUGCAUCGGCUCUGGGAAGGGCAAGAUCAGCUGCACCAUCGCUAAUCGCUGUCAUGAGGGCGGGGCUUCAUAUAAGAUAGGAGACACCUGGAGGAGACCUCAUGAAACAGGAGGCUACAUGCUGGAGUGUGUCUGCCUGGGCAACGGUAAAGGAGAGUGGACCUGCAAACCUGUUGCUGAGCGCUGUUACGACAGCUCAGCGGGAAACUCUUAUCUGGUUGGGGAGACGUGGGAGAGACCAUACCAGGGAUGGAUGGUGAUGGACUGCACCUGUCUGGGUCAGGGAAAUGGACAAAUCACAUGCACAUCAAGAAAUCGCUGUAACGACCAGGACGUCCUGAAGUCUUACCGAAUUGGAGACACGUGGACCAAGGCGGACGCCCGCGGAAACCUGCUGCAGUGUCUGUGCAUGGGGAACGGGCGCGGGCAGUGGAAGUGCGAGCGCCACGCCUCUCUGCACACCACGGGCCUGGGCAGUGGCUCCCGUGUCAUCACCAACAUCCAGCCCGUCAGUCUGCCUCAGACCCCCCAGGAGGGAACCUGUGGGACCGACAGUGGUCUGACCUACUUCAUUGGACAGCGCUGGUUCAAGAACCAGGGAGCGAGGCAGAUGAUCUGCACCUGCCUGGGGAACGGAAUAAGCUGUGAUCCGUGGGAUGGACCGGCUCCGGUUUACGGCGGCAACUCCGGCGGCCUGCCCUGCGUCUUCCCUUUCGUCCACAAGGGGAAGACCUACCACUCCUGUACCUCUGACGGCCGCAGCGACGGCCAGCUGUGGUGCUCCACCACCUCCGACUUCGAGAAGGACCAGAAGUACUCGUACUGCACAGAGAAGAACGUGGUCGUGGCAACAAGAGGAGGCAACUCCAAUGGUGCUUUGUGUCAUUUCCCCUUCCUCUACAACGGCCGGAACUACACCGACUGCACUGCAGACGGACGCCGCGACGGCAUGAAGUGGUGUGGCACCACAGCCAACUAUGAUGCAGAGCAACAUUUUGGUUUCUGCCCCAUGGCUGUUCACGAAGAAGUGUGCACAGCCAACGAGGGAGUGAUGUACCACAUCGGAGACCAGUGGGAUAAACGGCAUGACGUCCUGGGUCACAUGAUGCGCUGCACCUGCGUUGGUAACGGGCGCGGCGAAUGGAGCUGCGUCGCAUAUUCCCAGCUCAAAGACCAGUGCAGCGUGGAUGGUUUGACCUACGAGGUCAACCAGACCUUCACCAAACAACACGAGGAGGGAUACAUGAUGAACUGCACCUGCUUCGGACAGGGACGCGGGCGCUGGAAGUGCGACGCCGUCGAUCAAUGCCAGGAGCCUGAAACCAGAGUUUUCUACCAGAUCGGGGACAGCUGGGAUAAAGUCAUCCAGGGGAUUCUCUACAAGUGUUACUGCUAUGGAAAUGGAGUUGGAGAGCUGAGCUGUGAACCGCAGCAGUCAUUUUCCGGUGGUUAUCGUCCCGUCCAGGUCAUCAUCACAGAGUCGGGGAACCAGCCCAACUCCCAUCCCAUCCAGUGGAACUCGCCUUCGUCCGCUCACAUCGUCCAGUACAUCCUCAAGUGGAGAGUGAAAGACUCGCGCAGCCCCUGGAGGGAGGUGAUGAUCCCCGGCCACCUGAACUCCUACACCAUCUCGGCUCUGAAGCCGGGCAUCACGUACGAGGGCCAGCUGAUCAGCGUGCUGCGCUUCGGACGCAAGGAGGUCACCCGCUUCGACUUCACCACCAACUAUGGAUCAUUGGCUACCACUAAGGGCGAGGCCACGCCGCUGCCGGCGGUGGUGGACAUCUCAGAGUCCGUGACGGAGAUCACCUCCAACAGCUUCGUCCUGUCCUGGGUCUCGGCCUCAGACACGGUCUCUGGUUUCAGGGUGGAGUAUGAGCUAACGGAGCAGGGCCAGGCCCGAGGACAGCCCAUGGUUUUAGACUUGCCCCGAACAGCCAACUCUGUGAUCAUUAGUGAGCUGGAGCCUGGAACGAACUACACUGUUUAUGUCUAUGAGGUUAUAGACGGAGAAAAGGAUAACCUCAUCCUGACUACUUCUCAAACAACAGCACCUGAUGCUCCCAAAGAGCACGACGUGGAGGAGGUCGGAGAAACCUCCAUCGUCAUCAGCUGGGAGAAACCCCUCGCUCCCAUCACGGGCUAUCGAGUCGUCUACACGCCGUCGCUCGAAGGAGAGAGCAACGAGCUGACCCUUCCAGACACGGCGACGUCGGUGACCCUGAGCGACCUCAUGCCCGGGAAGCUGUAUAACAUCAGUAUCUACGCGGUGGAGAACAGCCUGGAGAGCGAGCCCAUCUUUGUGCAGGUCAGCACCUCCGGAGACCCGCUGCCAGACGAAGUGGAAUCCCCCACCAACCUGCAGUUCUUCGAAGUGACCGAUAACAGGGUGGUCUUGACCUGGUCCGGCCCACAGGGGGGCGUGUCGGGUUACCGGGUCACCGUGGUGGCGGUGGAGGACUCCGGUUCCCCCCAGACUGAGAUGACUCUGCCCGUUGGACAGAACCCCUACAGUGAAGUGACGCACCUGGAGCCCGGCACGCUGUACCGCUUCAACGUCUACUCCAUCCACAACGGCGAGGAGAGUCUGCCGCUGGUGGGAGAGCAGACCACCAAGCCAGACGCCCCCACAGACAUCCACUUCAGCAAUGUGACUGCAGACAGCGCUGUGGUGCAGUGGUUUGCUCCCCGCUCCAAAGUCAGCGGCUACCGGCUCUUCCUCACCGUCGAGGGUUCGAACCCGAUACAGCUGCGUCUGCCCGCCCGCCUGUCCCAGUACACCCUCCUGAACCUGAAGCCCAACACGCAGUACACCGUCACCAUGCACUCCGAGCAAAGCGGCACGCUGAGCGCGGGGGAGUCAGCGGACUUCACCACCAAUCUACCGCUGGGAAAUGCCCCUCAGUUCACCACGGACGUGACCGACACGUCCAUCGUAGUCUCCUGGACUCCAGUUCCUCACAUCGGAUACAAGCUGACGGUUCGGCCCAGUCUGGGAGGGGAGGCUCCGAGAGACGUGACCUCAGAAUCGGGAAGCAUCUUCAUCUCUGGUCUGACCCCCGGAGUGGAGUACACCUACAGCCUGCAGCCCGUGGUCAACGGCCAGGAGCAGGGAACGCCGGUCACCAGCCACGUCGUGACUCCUCUGUCUCCUCCCACCGAUCUGAACCUGGAGUCCAUCCCUGGUACCGGGGAGCUCCUGGUCCGCUGGACUGGAGGCAGCGCUCCAGACAUCACCGGCUACCGAGUGUCGUGCGCUCCCACCAAAGGACAGCAGGGAGAAAGUGUGGAGGAGAACGUAGACGCCGGGAAAGACUUCUGGGUCCUGGAGAACCUCCACCCGGGCGUGGAGUACAACGUCAGCGUGGUCACUGUGAAAGGAGACAUGGAGAGCUCUCCGGUGUCCACCAUCAUCACGCCAGAGGUGCCUCAGCUGACCGACCUCAGCUUCGAGGACGUGGGCGACACCAGCAUCAGCCUCCGCUGGUCUCCGUUUAACACCACCGCCAUCACCGGCUACAAGAUCAUGGUGGUGACCGCCGGGGAGAGCCUCCCCAUUUUUGAGGACACGGUCUCGUCGGGUACGGGCCACUACACCGUCUACGGGCUGGAGCCGGGCAUCGACUAUGAGAUCAGCGUGAUCACCAUGACGGAGAACGGCGAGAGCGAGCCCACCACCUUCACUCACCAGACCUCUGUUCCUGCUCCUACGGACCUGGGCUUUGGCGAGGUCGGACCAGACACCAUCGAGCUGACCUGGGUGCCCCCCGCCGUGCCAAACCCUGCCAACAUUAACAGCUUCAUCAUCAGGUAUCACCCCACAGACGACGAGGAUGAAAUCACAGAAACCAGUGUGGGGGGCGGGACCGAUCGAGUCGUGUUGAGAAACUUGCUGCCCAACACGGAGUAUAUGGUGAGCGUGGUGGCUGUGUACGAGCAGAGAGAGGGCUCUCCUUUGGUUGGAACCAAGAAAACAGCUCUGGAUUCUCCGGUGGGGCUGCAGUUCUCUGAAAUCAUGACCAACUCCUUCACCGUCCACUGGCUGGCUCCCCAAAGCCGGUUCUCCGGUUACCGCAUCCGUUACCAGAUGCUGAGCGGCGGCAGAACUAAGGACGAGAGGCUUCCCCCCUCCAGGAGCCACUUCACUCUGACGGGGCUCUCUGCAGACACGGAGUACCUGGUCCACAUCUAUGCGGUGAGCGGCUCUGAUGAGAGCCUGCCGCUCAGUGGGACCCAGAAGACAAUUUCUGAUGCCCCCACUGACCUGGAAGUGCUGGAAUCGACCCCCACGAGCAUCACCGUCCGUUGGACUGCUCCACCAGUCACUGUGCGAUACUACAGGAUCACUCAUGGGGAGACGGGAGGCGAGAGUAACCCGAAGGAGUUCACCGUUCCCGGCUCUCAGUCCACCGCCGUCAUCAACAGCCUGAAGCCCGGCAAAGACUACACUAUCACCGUGUACGCCGUGACCGGCAGAGGAGACAGCCCCGCAUCCAGCAUCCCCAUCCACGUCUCCCACAGGACAGCCGUGGACUCUCCGUCAGACAUGCAGGUGACGGACGUGAACGACAACAGCGUGACGGUGAGAUGGAGCCCGGCCCCGGGCCCCGUCAAAGGGUACCGAGUGACGGGGGUCCCCAGAAACGGACAGGGCCAGACGUACACGGAGGUGGUGGCUCCAGAUCAGACCGAGCUGACAUUCUCCGGCCUGAUGCCUUCAGUAGAGUACGUCUUCAGUGUGUCCGCUCUCGGACAAAACGGCGAGAGCUCUCCGCUGGUGGUGAACGCUCUGACAAAUGUAGACCAUCCAAAAGACCUGACCUUCUCAGACGUGGACACCACCUCCCUGCGGAUCACAUGGGACAGUCCUGAAGGAAUCGUCACGUCCUACCGGGUCUUGUAUUCCAGCUCGGAGGAGGGGGAGCGGGAGCUGCUUCCUGCUCCCAGAGGAGACGCCGAGUCCGCCAUCAUCUACGGACUCCAGCCCGGCACCGAGUACACCGUGAAGGUCGUCGCCACGCACGACGGCAAGGUCAGCACGCCACUGACCGGGACACAAGCCACAGCCAUCGGCCCUCCAUCAGACCUCCGCUUCUCCCGGGUUGAACCCACAUCUUUCACUGUUCACUGGACCGCUCCGGGUCAGGAGAACCGGAUCAACAGCCUGUCCGGCCUCACAGGGUACCGCGUGGUGGUAAACCCCAAAACCAAGAGCGGCCCCACCAAGGAGGUCAGCCUCGCCCCAGACUCCACUCAGGCGUACAUCACUGGACUCAUGAUCGCGACGACGUACGAGGUCGACGUUUACGCCUUGAAGAACUCCCUAACCAGCAGGCCGGUCCGUGGGGAGGUCACCACUCUGGAGAACAUCAGCCCCCCCCGGCGAGUACGCCUCACUUCCGUCAGCGACUCCUCCAUCACGCUCACCUGGCGAGCCAAGUCGGAAACCGUCUCCGGGUUCUUGAUUGAAUCCAGCCCCACCCUCUCCUCCCCAGACUACGUCCCCCUCCGACGGACCCUCGGCCCCGACUCACGCUCCUACACUGUCACAGGUCUGGAACCCGGCACCUCCUACAAGGUCACCAUCUACGCGGUGAAAGGCAACGGGCGCAGCGUUCCUCAUACCAUCACUGCCACCACAGCUCAAUCUCAGGUCAUCCCUCCCACCAAUCUGCGCUUCACCUCCCUGACCCCCUCCAGCGUUUCGUUCACGUGGGACCUCUCUCGCAGCCCGAGGGUCACGGGUUACUACGUGACGUACGAGGAGGCGGGGGGCUUGCCCCUGGAACUGGUUCCUCGGCCGCACGCGGGCCAGAGCUCCGCCACCAUCCGAGGGCUGAAAGCGGGAACGGAGUACGUCAUCAAGAUCGUGGCGCUCCAGAACGCCUUGAGGAGCACGCCUCUGGUGGGCAAAGCCAGAACACAACCGGACUUUCCUACCAUCCAUCACGCCUUAGAAUCGCAGCUGCCCAUUCUUCCCGUCCCCCAUCUGACCAACACCGAGAUCCUGGAUGUUCCAGAAUCCUUUGACAAGUUUUUUGACUCCAACCAAGUCCACCUGGCAGGUACGAGUGGUCAGAACCAGCCGGGCCAGCAGGGUCAGCACAUCUACACGGAGUAUCAGAACCUGGGCCCCAAUAACGGACUUCACGGCCCCUUCAGUGGCCCUAAAGAAGGCCAGAGACCCACUCUGAGGGAGCCCCUGGUUUAUGUUCCUGUUCCGGGCCCGGACGGACACCGAGUGCCGCUGGUUAAGGUGAGCGACAGUCACCUGCCAGGUUUAGCGUUAGCUUUCCCUGAAAACGAGACGGGACUUCCCCAGGAAGCGCAGACCAUCACCACCAUCUCCUGGCAGGCCGUCCCUGAGACGUCCGAGUACGAGGUGUCCUGCAACCCCGUCACGCUCCGGGACGAAACGGGCUUCCAGACGCGGCUCCCCGGCUCCUACAACAGCGCCACGCUGAUCGGCCUGACGUCAGGAGCCUCUUACAACGUGGUGGUGGAGGCCAUGAAGGAGGGCGCCAAGGAGAAGGUUCUGGAGGAGGUCGUGACCGUGGGCAAUGCUGUUCCAGGCGACGUCCCCGUCGGCGCCGGCCAGGACGCGUGCUACGACACGUUCACGCACACGCACCACCAGGUGGGCGCCGAGUGGGAGCGGAUGUCCGAGACGGGCUUCAAGCUGUGGUGCCGCUGCCUCGGGCUGGGCAGCGGGCACUUCAGGUGUGACUCAUCCAAGUGGUGCCAUGACAACGGCAACAACUACCGCAUCGGCGAGAGGUGGGACCGCCGCGGCGAGAACGGUCACAUGAUGAGCUGCACCUGCCUCGGCAACGGAAAGGGAGAGUUCAAGUGUGAACCGCAUGAGUCGACAUGCUACGAUGACGGGAAAAUGUACCAAGUUGGAAACCAGUGGCAGAAGGAAUACCUGGGAGCCAUCUGUACCUGCACCUGCUACGGAGGACAGCAGGGCUGGAGAUGUGAGAACUGCAGGAGGCCGGGGGGACAGGCGAAUGUGGAGGCCGAACUGCUGCAGCCGCCGCCGUCAGACGCUUACAACCGCUACCGGGAAAACGCCCUGAAGAAACUGAACAUCCACUGUCCCAUCGAAUGUUUAAGGCCAGAGUUGCUUGCAGAUGCUCAGAGCCAGCUGGAGUGAAACGUGAGGAGAGGAUGGAGGAAGUGAAACUUCUCCUCCAGCUGCAGUAGAGAAAACAUCUCCAUCCCGUUUGGACUUCAGGCGUUCACCUCACGUCGUGCCUUAUCAGGACUGUCUGAGCUUCUCUUUUGGACACACAUCCUGCUGCUUCCUCACCCAAACGUUGCCUCCACAAACUCUGCUGUUUUGUCCACACGUUGUCUGUUUUCACUGCUGGAGCUCUGGAUCCGGAACCUUCCGCUCAGCUCGGAUGAAGAUGACGGCUGCCACAGAACCGUCUGACGUUUUCAGACCAGCAGAUCUAAUGCGGCCACUCAGUAUUCUGUUGUAAAGUAUAUUUUAUUGGUAAACUGCUUCCUCAGCCUCCAGCUGGUUUGCUCAGAUAAACAUCUCCAUGAUGCCGAGUCAGCAGUUUUUCCAAGUCAUUUUCCAUCCUGUUUUUCUGGUCCCCGAGCUCAGCAGCUGCAGGUCGUUGAUCUGAAAUCACACUUUCAUCCUCUAAAGGAAAAGCACUGCCAACGUUUGAGAUUGUAUGAACGGCCCUCUUUACCCAUCGGAUUCUGAAAUAAACCAUUGAGGUUCAUAAACUGCUGAGACCUCUGAAGGUGAAGCAGACUGACCCACCAACAAGGAAACUGUUUCCAUGUGAUCUGUGUUUGAUUGUGUUUGAAUGUUUUCAUUUCGUUUAUUUAUCCCUUUUUACUCAGACGUGUUUGCUCAGUGCUAAUGUGGGGGUGUACACUUUGUUUUUUGAUCAACUUUUUAUAUUUUUGCAGCCAAAACUGAACUACUGUGGACUGAAUCUUUUUAAUAAACUUUUAAAGAAAAACAUAAA